CAGGCUGCGGCGGAGGCAGAAGCGCUUUGGGCAGGUGUCCGAGGGGGGCGGCGGUGCGGACAGGAGCCCCACCCCUCCCCCUGCCGCUGCCGCUGCCGCUGCUGCGGGUGGUGGUGGUGGUGCGGGCAUGCGGGGCAGCAGCCGCUCGCCGGUGCGCUGGCGGCCCGAGGGCGAGGAGGGCGGAGGAGGGGGAGGGGGCGAGGAGGCGGGGGCGCUAGGGCGCUCGGUGUCGCCCUCGCCGCCGCCGUCGCCGCUGCCUGCUUACAUGGGAGGCGGGGGCGGUGGGGGAGACAUGAUGGGGGAUGACGAGGACGGCGGUGCUGCGGGUGGUCCCGCGCUGGUGGGCACGUGCGAGCUGAUGUGCCCCGUGGCGGAGCGGAAGCGGCGGGAGGCCACAGGCGAGCUGAACAUCUUCGAGCGGCUGGACCCGGACAACGCCAAGCUGACCAGCGAGGCGCUCAUUAUAAAGAAGGCGCGCAAGAACUACAGCGAGGAGGACCGGCGCCCCGAGAGCCUGCGCACCUUCCGCGCGCUGCGCCUCACCAUGUCUCGCCUGCGCUCCCUCAUCUCCGCGCCCGACGAGACCGGCCUGGCUGCCGCCACGGGCCGCUCCCCCGAGCAGGCGCUGCUGGACGUGCAGGCGUUCCUGUGGGACCGGUACCGGGAGGUGCGCAAGGAGAUCAUCGCGCAGCACUUCCACAUGCGGCCGGAGCUGCUGCCGGAGGUGCUGGCAUGGAACGAGGAGAUCGCGCGCUUCCUCAUCAUCUCCUCGCACGAGCUAUGGGGCAACCCCUCCUUCGCCUCCCAGCUGAACCAGGAGCAGCUGAAGAAGGUGCUCACGGACCUAGUGACGCGCUUCUACACGGCGGCGGGGCGGCUGGGGGUGCCCACUCCCCACUCCGCGGAGAUGAAGUGCUACCUGCUGAUUCUGAUGCUGGGUGGCACCAUUGAGAAGAACGGCCGCCGCUUCCGGCAGCCCGCGGAGGCGCACAUGUACCUGCGGCAGUACAGCAAGGAGGAGCUGUCCUCCCCCUGGACCCGCGUGUUGUUCGCCGUGAUGGCCGCCCUGCAGUCCGGCAACCCGGUGGCGUUCUUCGAGCUGCUGGGCCGGGCGCCGUACACCCUCGCCUGCAUCUGUGCCUCCCACGUGAUGCCCAUGAGGAGUGCCACCAUGCACAUGCUGGCGGCGGCGAUGGGGGCCCCCCACCCCGGUCAGCCCGGCGGCCGCCCCGACCCCUCCGCCGCCCUGCCGCUGCCGCACCUCGCCCGCCUGCUGCGCCUGUCGGAGGCCAACGCGGCCAGCUACGCGGAGACGGGGCGCGCGUUGCUGCAACCGGGGGAGGCGCCGGGCCAGCGCAACGUCUCCUUCCCCUCCACGCAGCUCGCAUCCCGGGCGCUCAAAGCCAGGCCCCAGCACUGGAUCACCUCGAAGCGCUCCCCCCGCGGCCGCAGCGCCGACACCACCACCCCGCCCCACCUGCCGCCCGAACUGCUGGAC
Molecule: messenger RNA, 1498 nt
Organism: Astrephomene gubernaculifera
Lineage: Eukaryota; Viridiplantae; Chlorophyta; Chlorophyceae; Chlamydomonadales; Astrephomenaceae
Source: the annotation of a GenBank genome assembly